UCUGUAGGACUAGCGUACUACUUUGACCAAUGACAGCAGGCUUCUCUUAUCAGACCUUACACAACCAUCGCGCUCUUCAACCAAGACGAUAUCACACAAUAUAGUUCAUCCAGCUCCGCUCGCACCUACAACGCUCUCUCUCGCCAGCUGGGUUGCUAUUUGCAGGGUUGCACGACACCCGGCCCGGACACCGCCACGAGGCACAGCGUCGUCUUCAGACCUCACAUGACGAACGGGAUUGUGACCCUCCAGCCUCAACCUUAGAUCUAGGUAAUGGCGUGUUUUUACGUAACCCACGGAUUAUAAUAAUAAUAGAACCAGCACUCUUUUUGACUCCUCCAUCACAACCCAUGGCUUCAACACAACCUCCUUCCUCUCCACAGCCCCGGAUCACCCCGCGCAUCAUCAUCCAUGGCGGGGCCGGCAACAUAACAAGACAAACCGUAUCGCGAGCGAGAUAUAAUGAGUACCAGACGUCCCUGAGGCAAAUUCUAGCAGCUUCCGCUGAGGUUCUGAACCGGCCCGGAGCCACCGCGCUCGAUGUCGCCACGUAUGCUGUAUCGUUGCUGGAGGACGACCCGCUCUACAACUCCGGCAAAGGCGCGGUGUUUACUCGAGAAGGCAAGAACGAGCUGGAGUGCAGCAUCAUGGUAUCGAACGGAUACCGGAAACGUGGCGUCGGAUGCAUGAUGCUACGGCAUGUGAAGAAUCCUAUCAAGCUGGCGAGAGAGCUGCUCAUCAGGGGUGAAUCAGAAGAUGGCGAAGCAAAGGAUCAUUGCCAGUAUGCUGGCGCGUAUGUGGAAAGUCUAGCGAAGAAGUGGGGACUGGACAUGGUGGACCCGUGCUACUUCUUUACCAAGCGGAAAUGGAACGAACACUUGAAAGGGCUGAAAGAGGAGGAAAGGCAGAAAGAGAAGGAGAGGAAGCUGAAGAGGAUGAUGCCUGAGAUGAGUGACUGGGAAAAGACGAACUACAUUCCUCGUGGAACUUGCGGAGCCGUCGUGCUGGACAGCUUCGGAACAAUCUGCGUAGCAACAUCAACAGGCGGCCUAACGAACAAGUGCCCAGGCAGGAUUGGCGAUACGCCUACCAUGGGCGCUGGCUACUGGGCCGAGGAAUGGUACGAAGAUCCACCCGCGCCCAAACACCAAAUGUUGUACCAACCAGCUCCCAUUUCUCCUCUCGACAGGUUUUCUCGAGGAGACCUUCGCAGCUUAGUCGGCGACUGCGUGCGCUCCAUCGGCCUACCAACCCCGACACCUUCAAGCACCUCUUCGAUGGACAUGGAUGAGAAGCCUUCCCGAGUCCGCCACGCAGUGGGCAUGUCGGGUUCCGGAAAUGGUGACACCUUCAUCCGCCUAGCAGCUGCCAGCACCACCGCCGCCAAGUCACGCUUCACUCCCAUGUCGCUCACCGAUGCCGUGGCUUGGAUGACGGGUCCAGGCGGCGAACUGCAAAGGUCCGCUGGCGACCGCUGGGGCCGCUUCCAUGAAGGAGUCGGCGGCAUGAUCGGAAUCGAGCUCGUAGGCAACAAAGCAACGGUUAUCUGCGACUACAAUUGCGGCGGCUUCUUCCGCGCGUGGACAGAGGAGGAUGGGGAGCAGCGGUGUCUAAUCUUCAGAGAGGACCGGUAUGAGAGCGGGCCGGAGGGAUGGUUUAGCGACCAAGGAAUGACGGCUAUGUCUAAUAUUUUCAGUGCUUAGAUGUGUGAAGGGGUCUGGUUUUCCGUUACUGCACGGCGAGGGCGUAAGCAUAGAGCUAGGGCGGUGACCCUCGUUUAGCGCUGGAGUGAAAGGGAUAGACGCAUUAGAGCUUAAUACUAAUAAUUCGCGCUGCCUCACGUCUGCCAC
Messenger RNA from Trematosphaeria pertusa, 1850 nucleotides. Its product is annotated as N-terminal nucleophile aminohydrolase. Lineage: Eukaryota; Fungi; Ascomycota; Dothideomycetes; Pleosporales; Trematosphaeriaceae. The record is from RefSeq and is a predicted model, not a curated record. The transcript has a single exon. Gene Ontology annotation, molecular function: hydrolase activity. Bases 351 to 1703 code for a protein of 450 amino acids.